Messenger RNA from Pseudophryne corroboree (corroboree frog), 1656 nucleotides. RefSeq names its product centromere protein U (gene CENPU). The transcript has 14 exons. The record is from RefSeq and is a predicted model, not a curated record. Gene Ontology annotation, cellular component: nucleus. Lineage: Eukaryota; Metazoa; Chordata; Amphibia; Anura; Myobatrachidae. The coding region runs from base 304 to 1410 and encodes 368 amino acids.
UUACUGUACGACCAGGAAAUAAACACAAACACUUCGCGGAAGAGCCGGGUCAGGUGUCUGGGCGCGAGAGUGACGUCUACCCCGCGAGCCCACAUUCUGCCGGAAGUGACCUCAGUUGCUAUCCAGGCCUCGCUCUCAGUUGGCGCCGUAAAGAAUUGGUAUACUCCAAUGAUACGCUGUGUGUUAUAGUGACAGUACGGCUCAAGUUCAGAACCCGGGGCCCCCUAAGCUGCUACUACUAACAUCCACAUGGACAUCUAUUGGGAAUAGUAACCUGUGGUGUGAGGCUGUGGGGCAUAGAAGAUGCCCAAAAAGAAGAACAAAGCAAAAAACUUAAGUCCAUUGAAAAAGUACUUCAAACAGCAAGAUGGCAAAGAAACUACACGCAAAACUGAUGCUAAUAAUGCUGCGGAGACUGAGGGCAAGAAACAGAAGGCUCCAGUGCUGAAACACAUGGGAGCUGACAUCUCUGCUAUCGUACAGGAGCCGGGUUAUGCUCUGCAUGGAGAGGAGGGAGAGGAGUCUUUCAAUCCCCCACUUCAUAGUACUGCUGUCUAUGAGGAUGAGCCCCUUUCCCCAGAGAAUGAGCCCCAGGCUCGUGAGCACGUGUCAGCAAGGCAGAGAUCUCCAAUGCCACCACCUGUGCUCCAAGAGAAAAGUAUAAGACAGAACAAAGCUGCAGUGAAAAGCCUAAGUGUGGCCACUCCUAAGCGCAGUGCACCCAUGCCUGGUGCUGUAGCAGACAAGUCACAGAGGGAGUCUGCCAAGAAGGCAAAGCCUCAUAGAAUAAACCUGAAUACUUCACGCAAAACAGACAAGGAAGAAGCCGUUCCUGUGGAGGUCUGGAAUCUAGAUUAUGACAUUAAGUCUGCCAGAGACCUGACUGAACUAGAUGUUGUACUCUUUGAGUCUAAGAAGCUAAUUGAUCUUUACAGGGAAACGGUUGACACAGGUGUCUGCACAAGAGCAGUUGAUUGCUUUUUUCACAGUUUUAAGGAACAAUUAAUUGCAUCUAUAAAAGACGGACACAAACUGCAAGAGAUGAAAAGAAAAAAUGCAAAGAUACAGUUAGAAAUUGGAAGAAAAAGGAAACGUUUGAUUGACGUGAAAGGUGAAAUCAUUGCAAAACAACCCAGGUUGAAGCAGCUAGAGAGAGAAUGCUUGCAGCAGGAGGAGAUGCAGGAUGCCAUGAAGAAUGCAAGAACUUUUCUUGACAAUCUUGGACACCUAAAGCAGGACUACAUCAAGUACAAGUCUGAAAACCCUAACACUAAGCAAACUUAUGGGGUCUCCAGUCUACCCGCACGUCUGGUACAAGCAGAAAGCGUUCUAAAAGCAGAGAGUCACUUUCAUAAUGUGAACACUCAGCUGCAGACUUUUAUUGACAGACAGAAGAAUGUUAACCAGUGAUUUCACCUAUAAACAUCAAGAUUUUUGUAGAUGGACAUGUUCUAAAUUGGAUUCCAUCAGUCUAGUGUUAGUGUCCGCUAUUAGCGAAAUCUGGGUAACUGGUUUUAGGGCCUCAUUCUCCGUUCCAUUACUAGUUGUGUUCAGAUAUACUGAUAAACUGCUCAGGAAUACCUGUUAUACAGUACAUAAAGAAUGUUGUGUUCCAAAAAUAAAUUGCCAGGUCUUCGGCUUGCAGCAAACAUCUAA